Messenger RNA from Fulvia fulva, 225 nucleotides. RefSeq lists its product as uncharacterized. The transcript is spliced from 3 exons. The coding region runs from base 1 to 225 and encodes 74 amino acids. The record is from RefSeq and is a predicted model, not a curated record. NCBI's taxonomy places the organism in Eukaryota, Fungi, Ascomycota, Dothideomycetes, Mycosphaerellales, Mycosphaerellaceae.
AUGCUGCCUUUCCACAUUCUGUGGUUGUCGCUUACGAAUGCCCUGGGCGUCAUGGGUGUCUUUCACAUUGCAUGGUUCAAGCUGAAGGAGGACGCGAAGCCGGAGAACGUCAAGGAAUGGCAAAGGCUCGCACAAGGCAUGGUAAGCACCGAAUCGUCUUUGGUGUCAUCAUAUGAGCAUGCAAUGCUGAUGAGUGAAUGUCCCUUACGAGCAGGUAUGCGAUAA